AACCAACAAGGACAGCACUUCAUCAAUAUUGCUAUCGCCUCUCAUUUGAACCUCUCCUUGUCUCAGUCCUCUCCCACAAUGCAACAGGCAACAAAGGAAGAAGGGGACAACAGAAAAGUAGCAAAAAGGAAUAGGGCGAAGAGACUGUAUCAAAUAUAAUAGGUCAGAUGAUUUUAGUCUUACAAAAAAAGAUGUUAGCUGGAUUUCGAAGCAAGCAUUGCCAUCAGAGGUUAAAUGUGUAAUACGAAUUGCGUUAACUUGCACGUACACAAGCCCUCAAAGGCGCAUGUUUUGAUGUGCUAAUUUACGGUAGCGUGCUUGAUGGUAGCCAAAUAAUGGUGAGCUAUGCCGAGUUAGCCUGCUAAGGUGAUAUCUGGAGGUUAGCAUGCUAGCUAGUUGACGUCAACGAUUUCUGAUGAAUGGCGAAGUUUAAAAAGUCAACAAGUAAUAGAGAAGGAAAUUCUAUUGCCGGAGCAUGAUGCACAUGGAAAUACAACAACUAAAAAGACCGAUUCUUUGGAAAAUAUGGUGAGGACAACUGUAUCGUCGGCAACUGUCAGCCACUAUUUUUAGUGUCUGGCUAGCAUAAAGGCGAGGCAGACCUCUUCCAUGUUGUCACCACAGAGAAACAUACAAAAUGAAGAAGAUGAUCAGCCUCAAGACCAUCCGAAAGUCCCUCAACAUGACCAAGGGCAAGGAGGAGGGAGAUUUUGUGAUGCUCCAGCAGCCAGUGCUGACUGCUGACUUCCCAAAAGAAGACUCCUUCUUUGCGGGCUGUUACGCUACAGACAUUACCUCCUGCGAUCUUGGCUGCACCGAAGAGGAGAAGGGAUCGAAAAGCCGCUCCAAGGGUGAAGGUUUAAUGGGCACCCUGAAGAGAAGGCUGUCGGCCAAGCAGAAAGCAAAAAGCAAGAGCGGCAGCACCCCUUGUGUGGGCUCGGGAGAAGACGAUGACACCUUCUCCUCCUCGUCUGUUCCCGUGAGCUUUAAUGAAGUCAAAACGCAGCGGCCGCUGAGGUCGGCAUCGUUGCGCAGUCACCACUACAGUCCUUCACCUUGGCCCCUGCGGCUGGUCAACUCUGAGGUGAAGGUUAAAGCCAUGGUCCACUCGCCCAGCCCCAGCCCGUCGCUCAAUGGAAUGAAGAAAGAGUUUCACGACAUCGACAUGGAAGGACUUUUCGCUGACCACGGAGGGUCGUUGAAAAACCUGGCCCCUCAGAACGGAGCCUUUCAUUUGAACAUUGACGAAAAUGUGCCUGUUGUCAUAGGGCUGACGCCUCAGGACUAUAUCCAGUACACCAUGCCUUUAGAUGAGGGAAUGUACCCCGAAGGGUCGCACUCUUGCUGCUUGGACAGUUCUUCACCCAUGGAGGUGGUUGAACAAAUGGAGGGUGGCAGCGCUGUUCAUGUAGAACCUGGAAGUGAAGAUCAGGAUUUGGACUUGCCGCCCGAGCUCUUCCUGGAGCAGUCGCUGAAUGGACUGCUUGCCGGCUCCUCAGGGAUGCUGUUUCAGAACUCCAGUGUCCACAUUCCCUCACUUUCCCCCUCACUCUCCCCCCUCACCGGCAGCGAGAUCGCAAGGACAUUUUUGGGAUUCAGCGGUGCGGAUGCGCAUGUGGCGGAAAGGGUCAGGCAUCACCUGAACUUCGAUCCCAAUUCAGCUCCCGGUGUCAGCAGGGUCUACGAUUCGGUCCAGAGCAGUGGACAUAUGGUGGUAACGAGCCUUACGGAGGAGUUAAAGAAGCUGGCCAAACAGGGUUGGUACUGGGGUCCGAUAACGCGGUGGGAGGCUGAAGAGAAGCUCACCAAUCUGCCGGACGGUUCGUUUCUAGUCCGCGACAGUUCUGACGACAGAUACUUGCUCAGCUUGAGUUUCCGUUCACAAGGCAAGACCUUGCACACAAGGAUUGAGCAUUCGAAUGGCAGGUUUAGUUUUUAUGAGCAGCCAGACCUAGAGGGCCACACAUCUAUAGUCGACCUUAUCGAACACUCAAUAAAAGACUCAGAGAAUGGUGCGUUUUGUUACUCCAGAUCUCGUGUGCCAGGGUCAGCUACCUACCCCGUUAGACUGACUAAUCCCGUCUCCCGUUUCAUGCAGGUACGCUCGCUGCAGUACCUCUGCCGGUUUGUCAUCAGACAGUACACUCGCAUAGAUCUAAUCCAGAAACUGCCUUUACCAAACAAGAUGAAAGAUUACUUGCAGGAAAAGCACUACUGAGAUGCAAUGCGUGGGACACAGUAGCUAGCAAAUUGCACUUUUCAGGUUCAGAAUUGAAAUGGAACAAGGUUUACAGACAUCUGUAGGUUUUAAAUGAUUGUUUUAGUUGAGUUUUAUUUGUUUAGAAACAGUUUUUUGGCUUUUGGCAUCUGAUCUUUAAAUUUAACCAUGAUGAAUAUCGUAUGGCUCUGAUUCAGUGUUAUGAUGUCGAUUUAACUUGCAGAGUUGAUUCCUCAUGUAGAAUCUGGCACAUAGCAUGCUUAGCCUAGCAAACCUUGUCUGUUGUCACGGUGACAUAAUAACUAUUAUGUACUCAUGUUAAAACAUUGUUUUUGCCAUAGUAUGAUUUAAUGCUGUUGAUGUUUUGAUUACAUUUGUAUUUUGUCAUAAUCUAUCACAUUCUCUACAAAUCCUAUGAAGAUAUUAUUUUUUAGUACCAGUUUCUAUUGAUGUCAGCCAGCAGAUUGGCCCAUUUUGAUAUGAACAGGAUACUGCAAACAGUUACUUACAUAUGUGUUUAUUUUGAUUUAAAUGAAGGUACUGUUCCGAGGACUUUUUGUAACCAAUGCUGCUGGAUAUGUCAUAGGUCUUUACGUAAUUGCUUUGCUUUGUGUGGGAAUCAUGAGAAUGGAUGUCACUGAAAUCGCUGAGGAAGACCUGGUAGUUAUCUAGUUAAUGCCAUGUCACACUAAAGCCAAAUGAUCAGCCUUGAGAGAAAAAUCACAUUAUACUGGUGCCGCACCUGUUGAAACUGCAGUGUGAACGGGGUGUGAGGGAAAAGUAGGUAGGGCCAUGAAAAUAAACACUAUAUAAGGGCAAAUAUGUCUUACACUUUCAAAAAAGGGAAGGGAGAGAUGAAGUUUGUAGACACUUCCAGACCUGGUUAGGCUUUGUCUUUUGGUGUUGAGUGUUGUUCUGUAUCUUAUGGUCUAAGGGGAGCGAUAUGUUUGUCAGCCAUGCUGAAAUUGGAUGAAACAUCUGUGUUUUCAUUAAGAGGAACAAUGGGAGAACUUGAAGCAGAAUGUUAAGAAUUAGAUUAGAAAGAACUGACGACUCUCUGACGACUUUCUAUGAGAGUUCCAUGCCUUAUGAUUAUCAUGUUUUUAAAGAUACAAGUUUCAGAACAGACAUGAUUCUUAUGGUUGUGAUGUCAGUUGAAAGUGACCGUAACAGUUGUCAUUUUUGUGAAUUUGUCCAGGGACAGGUACGUGACUGAUGCUGUUAUUUGCAGGAUGGGACAUUUUAAUGUUUUGUUUUACAGUGUUGCUGUGUGUUUUGUACUUGUGCUCUCUUUCUAACUGUCAUCAUCUGUCAGUAUCAAUUUUUGACUGUUAACAAUCCGAGCACUUCUUAGCAUAUCAGUCUUCUCUUUCUUACUUAACCCGAUGCAGAGAUCCUUUACAUUUUUCUAUAUUUACUCUGAAAGGGAAGAUCCUGUUGUAUUUGAAACGAGGGCUCACAGUAACCAGAGGGGAUCAGCCUAUUCCAGUCUUUCCAGUGAACUCUGUGUUCAGUUGGACCUAGUCGAAUGUACAUGUGUGUGGGAAUUAGGUUAAAAUGGCACCUGGAUAAGCAGCUCAGCAGGUGCUUUGGUCAGUUUUGUCAUGUUCCCUGUCAAUAGUUGCCCAAAUAAUCUUGAAGGAACUGCUCUAAAUGGAAACAGAGUAUGUCCUUUACAGUUGAUGAACAUGUUAGACUAUUUUUUGGGAGCUUGACAAGUUGCUUUGAUGGGAUUGUGAAUGCUGUGUAUUCUCACUAUUUAGUGCACAAAGUAGUCUGUGAAAUUUUUGAAAUUAUCAUCAUUGGUGACAAUGGGCCAAAUUGAGUGAAGGGGCUCUAGUAUGGUAGAGGUAGCGUAUAGUGUAUUAUUGGAAUUAAGCUGUUCCACAGAGGACAAUGUGUAUGUGGAUAAAUUCUGCCAUUCCUAAAUGAAUACAUCAUUGCUUAUUACUAGCGACACAGGCUCACGUUUUUAUCUGAGGCUCUUGGCUUUAACUGUGCCGGCCUUUUUUUAUCCCGAUAUGAUUGUUUAGGUCUUAAGGAGUGAUAAGUUCAAAAUUAUAGUAGUAACUCACGGAAUGGGAUCAAAUCGAUCAUGGCAUCCGUAUACCGUAGGUACGCAUCAUGUGUUGCCUAUAGGCUGACUGUUAAAGACGUCCAUCCGCAUUGAUUAAGUGUAGUUUGUUGCCUAUGGUGAUGUACAAUAGACUAGGAGUGUAGGUCUCAUGUCCAUUCAGUAAGCUUAGUCUUCAGUAGAUAUGAUUGACCUGAAUUCAGCAGAUAUGGAAAUUCUGGUGAAUAAUUGCCUUAUUGAGACCAUGCAUCCUUUCCCUCUAUUUCUUCUUUUUUUGACACGUUUGCUUUCUAUGAUCAAAAAAAGAAGAAUGUGCUCUAGGCAAGGCACAAGCGUUGGUGUUUUUUGACAAGGAAAAAAGAACAUUAUGCAUAGAAGGAAAAUGUUGACGUUGAUAUGAGCAAAACUAAAUGUGAAAUGAAGUGUUGGGUGCUGAGCUGUAAUGUUCCUUUCAUUGUUGUUUUGUUUUUAUACCUUUUUUAAAUUGUGUUUUGUUGCAGCCAUGUUUUCUAAUUGUCUCAAGACC
Messenger RNA from Alosa alosa (allis shad), 4818 nucleotides. RefSeq names its product suppressor of cytokine signaling 6 (gene socs6a). Gene Ontology annotation, molecular function: 1-phosphatidylinositol-3-kinase regulator activity. The transcript is spliced from 2 exons. The coding region runs from base 638 to 2218 and encodes 526 amino acids. The record is from RefSeq and is a predicted model, not a curated record. Gene Ontology annotation, cellular component: phosphatidylinositol 3-kinase complex. Lineage: Eukaryota; Metazoa; Chordata; Actinopteri; Clupeiformes; Clupeidae. Gene Ontology annotation, biological process: intracellular signal transduction; protein ubiquitination; phosphatidylinositol phosphate biosynthetic process.